UCGGGCUCGGGCGCAGCCGCAAUGCCGGGCCGGGCCGUGCCGUGCCGGCAGGCGGAGGCGGAGGUCAGGGGUCAAGGGUGAGCCCGUGCCCGGCGGCAGCAGCAUGGCGGGUGGCGGCCUGGCGGGUGCUGCGGCGCAGGAUGGGCAGCUGCCCGCCCCGGAGCGGGUUCUUUUCCCGCCGACCUUUAGCCUGUCCGAGAUCAAGAACAAGCAGCGGCGGCACUUUAUGUUCCUGCGCUGGAAGCAGCAGCAGAGGAAGGAGAAACUGGCCGCCAAGAAGAAGCGGAAAAAGGAACGAGAAGCCCUCGGAGACAAAGCACCUCCAAAGGCCAUACCAAAGACGAUUGAAAAUCAGAGAGUGUAUGAUGAAACAAUUGUAGAUCCCAAUGAUGAAGAGGUUGCUUUUGAUGAAGCAACUGAUGAAUUUGCACCAUACUUCAACAGACAGACAGUUCCCAAGAUUCUUAUUACAACAUCAGACAGACCUCGGGGGAGAACAGUGAGAUUCUGUGAACAGCUCUCUACUGUUAUACCCAACUCACAUGUCUACUAUCGAAGAGGACUGGCUUUGAAAAGAAUUAUUCCACAGUGUAUUGCAAGGGACUUCACGGAUUUAAUUGUUAUUAAUGAAGAUCGCAAAAUACCAAAUGGUCUUGUUUUAAGUCACCUGCCUGAUGGUCCAACUGCUCAUUUUAGAAUGAGUAGUGUCAGAUUGCGUAAAGAAAUAAAGCGAAAAGGGAAAGAGCCCACAGAACAUAAACCUGAAGUAAUCCUGAAUAACUUUACAACACGACUUGGGCAUUCUAUCGGUCGCAUGUUUGCUUCUCUCUUCCCGCAUGAUCCUCAGUUCAUUGGAAGACAAGUAGCUACGUUUCACAACCAGAGAGACUACAUCUUUUUCAGAUUCCACAGAUAUAUUUUCAAGAGUGAAAAGAAAGUGGGACUUCAAGAACUUGGGCCACGUUUUACAUUAAAGUUGAGGUCUCUUCAAAAAGGAACCUUUGAUUCCAAAUUUGGAGAAUAUGAAUGGAUUCAUAAGCGCCGAGAAAUGGACACGAGUAGAAGAAAAUUUCACUUGUAAAAGACAGCGCUCUGCCAAUUGCCGGUGACCGGAAAUACAACUGCUUUGAACUAUGGAUUAUCUUAGGCUCCUAAGUAAUGCUACUGAACAGUAUCUGGCUGCAGAAAAAGACAAACUGCAAACGUUAAAACGUUCUAUAGGAGCACAUCAAGCAUCCUUCCUCCUACAGCUGUCGCUAACGACAUGACAACGGCAGUGACCCUUUCCAGUUCAUCAGGAAAAACUAUGGCAAUGCAGAGCAGCCUGUCAUUUAGCUAUCACUGAAGAUUUGCCAUGACUGCUGCUGUGCUGUAGAGAUGAGUUACACUUUGCAACAUCAAAGACGGUAAAUAUUUUGGUUACUCUCAAAAUAAAGUAUUCCUAGUUAUA
This is a messenger RNA of Colius striatus (speckled mousebird), 1450 nucleotides long. It is a transcript of the gene RPF1, whose product is annotated as ribosome production factor 1 homolog. The transcript has 9 exons. The coding region runs from base 104 to 1081 and encodes 325 amino acids. Lineage: Eukaryota; Metazoa; Chordata; Aves; Coliiformes; Coliidae. Gene Ontology annotation, biological process: maturation of 5.8S rRNA; maturation of LSU-rRNA. Gene Ontology annotation, cellular component: nucleolus; preribosome, large subunit precursor. The record is from RefSeq and is a predicted model, not a curated record. Gene Ontology annotation, molecular function: rRNA primary transcript binding.